GGAGCCAGGAGAGAGGGCAGAGGAGAGAAAGCAGCGAUCGGGCUGGCCAGGCAGCGGAGGAGAGCUGGUUUGGCCUGCCCUGGGGCAGGGGGCGGGGUCGAGGCACAAGGUGCUGAUAGAGGGGGCCUGACGCAGGUGUGCUGGGGUGGGGGCGGGCGAAGCAGACGCCCCCGCUCCCUUUUCUACAGCCUGGGGCAUUGGCCUGGGGGGGAUGGGGAGGGGUGGGGAACCAGAGGAGCUCUGUCCCUUACCCUCCCCCAGCCUGGCCGCUUCUCCCCAACCCAGCCCUCUCUCCCCAGCUUGCUGCCCGCAGUCCCCGCCCGCUUGCCAGGGUCUUCCUAUUUCGGGAGCCUGUCUCCCGGGCUUUCUUUCCAUCAUGUGAUUAGGAGGGCUAUUUAAAGAGACAGCACAGGCAGGCGACUCAGAGCCGGGAACCUUUCUGCAUCCUUUCUCUUCUCCCCCGCCCGCCUGCCUGCCUGCGGCUAACCCAGCCCAGCCCAGCCCCUCUCAGCUCGGUGUAGCUCAGCGCGGCGCAGCCCAGCAGAUCCGGACCCAGCGCCUUUCAGCGCAUCCCCAGUCCAGCCCAGCCCGACCUCGCCUCCUCUAGCCUAGCACCAUGGUAGAUGCUUUCGUUGGCACCUGGAAGCUGGUUGACAGCAAGAACUUCGAUGAGUACAUGAAGUCCCUUGGUGUUGGCUUUGCCACAAGGCAGGUGGCCAACAUGACCAAGCCCACCACCAUCAUUGAGCUCAGCGGGGACACCAUCACUCUCAAGACUCAUAGCACUUUCAAGAACACCGAGAUUUCCUUCAAGCUGGGAGUAGAGUUUGAUGAGACAACGCCUGAUGAUAGGAAGGUCAAGUCUCUUGUCACACUGGACGGAGGCAAACUUGUCUAUGUCCAGAAGUGGAACGGGCAGGAGACCACACUGGUUCGGGAGCUCCAGGAUGGAAAGCUCAUUCUGACACUAACCCAUGGCAGCGCAGUAUGCGUUAGGACCUAUGAGAAGGAAACAGCUUGAAGCCAGCCCACCUGUUCACUGUCAACUCCUCUGCCGACGGCUACCACUGAACUCAACACCAGAUUGCCUCAUUUCUGCACCUGUCCCCCUCCCCACCCCAGUGUUUUGUACCAAUUGACUCUCAUCAAGGAACCCUCCAGAAAUGGAAACAUAUGGUGCUGUCCUGGAGCUGGUUGAAGCCCAUUCUGUAUUUUUUUUUUUAAACUGCAUCUGAUGGCUGGUCCCAAGCCAAUAAAGCAGAUCCCACAGUCAGUCAUUCAGAUGCA
Messenger RNA from Trichosurus vulpecula (common brushtail), 1287 nucleotides. RefSeq names its product fatty acid binding protein 3 (gene FABP3). The record is from RefSeq and is a predicted model, not a curated record. The transcript has 4 exons. The coding region runs from base 617 to 1021 and encodes 134 amino acids. Gene Ontology annotation, molecular function: fatty acid binding. Gene Ontology annotation, biological process: fatty acid transport. Gene Ontology annotation, cellular component: cytosol; nucleus. Lineage: Eukaryota; Metazoa; Chordata; Mammalia; Diprotodontia; Phalangeridae.